Adineta ricciae is the source of this 444-nucleotide messenger RNA. NCBI's taxonomy places the organism in Eukaryota, Metazoa, Rotifera, Eurotatoria, Adinetida, Adinetidae. The record is from the annotation of a GenBank genome assembly.
AUGGCAUUACCAUUACUUCCUGAACAACACGUUCAAUCGGCUUUCGACGAGCUCAAUGAAAAAAUACCGGCUGAACUCGAACCCCUUUUUGAGUACUUCGACGAUUGGUGGAUGAAACAAGUUCCAAUCCGUCUUUGGAAUGUAUCUAAUCUCAAAGCAAGAACCAACAACAAUGUUGAGUCAUGGCAUAGCCGAUUCAACAAGAGAAUUGAAAGAAAACAUCCCAAUGUUUGGGCCUCCAUCAAUGUCGUGAAAAAAGAAGAAGUUCAUUUUAAACAUCAGCUGGUUCACGCUAAUUCGGGCAAGUUGAAGAAAAUUUCACAAAAAACUUGCGUGAUGCAAGAUAAGCUCGAUCAAUUAAAAAAACGUUAUGGUGCAAAUCAAAUUCAAUUGGUUGAAUACCACCAUCAAUUGUCUUUAUUAGUUGGUACGAAGUCAGCAUAA